AUGUCCCAACCAUCAAACAAAUCCGAACCUAGCGAUGGAAGACCUCGAAAGCGUGGACGGCCACCAAGUAUUCAUAGUAACUCAUCGACUUCAAGGCAAACCUUGAUGAAAAAAAGAAAGGAAACGUUGACACCAAAAAAACAACCCAAGCCCGUAAUCCCAAUAACACAGAACAUUAUCUUACUGGAGUCAGAGUCUCCGGAUUCUAGCCAGCAGACUUCAGGAAACCAAUACAAUGACGCUAUCUGUGUCGUAUGUUGGAUGCCUUUUUGCAUUCGACAUUCCUUCCCUGCCCCUCGACGGCACGCCCCAACAUCAACGAAGUGGGCUUUGAAACGCGAUGAUACUAGAAAUUCACAUGAUGCUAGGGGCAGGCCAGCUUUCGUUCCUUGUUCUCACGAAGGCGCCUGCGAUCCUAAAAACUCAAACUGCUGCUGCAGGGAUGAGAGCGUUUAUUGUGAAAAGUUUUGCGAGUGUCCCGCGGAUUGUCCAAGAAGAUGGAAAGGAUGUACAUGCAAGAGCAGCAACCCUUGUACGGGAGGAAAAUGCCCUUGUGUUAGAGAAAAUCGGGAAUGUGAUCCUGAUCUUUGUCUAAGUUGCGGAGCGGAUGAGCAACUCGAUCCUAUUCAUCAAAGAUGCCGACCAGAAGACGAAAGUGUGGCGUCUGUAGUCGCCAACUCGACUACCAAGCGGGAUGUCAGGCUAACGGCUUGCCAGAAUGUAUUUCUCCAGUUAAAAGAGCCUCCAAUGACGAAAGUAGGGCCAACAAGUAUGCCAUUUAAAGGCAAUGGCUUGUUCGCAAUGGAGCCGAUAAAGAAGGGUAGUUUCGUUGGGGAAUAUACCGGAGAGGUGAUACUGGAAGGGGAGGCCAAUCGUAGGGUCGAUACCUACGAUAGUAGCACGAUAUCAUUUUUAUUUGAGAUAAACUCAACGCAUGAGAUUGAUAGUACCCACUAUGGAAACAAGACCAGAUAUCUGAACCACUCUGAAUUGGAGCCCAACUGCGGGCCAAAGGUCCUUCUGGUGAAUGGGAUACACAGGAUUGCAUUUAGAGCCCUUGAGGAUAUUGAACCUGGGCGAGAACUAACGUUUAAUUACGGAGAAAACCCCUUCCAGUUCGAAGCUGUGGAGCGCGAAGGCGCUGCCGAACGCACUGUUAUUAAAAAUAAACUCCAGCGUUUGAAAGAGACGUUAACCCGGACGGAGAGUGAUCUCGAGGCCGAAGACGACAUUUCAACCGACGGGCGUGAAGAACGACGACCGGAAAUAACUACAAGAAGGCAUUCUAGGCUACAAUCAAGGCGAAGGAGGCUUCUUAUCAUUCCUGAUUCGGAUGAAGAAUCUUCGGACGACCCUAUUGCUGCGCAAUUACAACGCGAGAGAGAUAAGUAA
Messenger RNA from Orbilia oligospora ATCC 24927, 1392 nucleotides. RefSeq lists its product as uncharacterized. The coding region runs from base 1 to 1392 and encodes 463 amino acids. Gene Ontology annotation, molecular function: histone methyltransferase activity; protein binding. The transcript has 3 exons. Lineage: Eukaryota; Fungi; Ascomycota; Orbiliomycetes; Orbiliales; Orbiliaceae. The record is from RefSeq and is a predicted model, not a curated record. Gene Ontology annotation, biological process: chromatin remodeling.